AUGGCAAAAGAUACAGAAAAAUAUUUUAUUGAAUUACUUAAUAUAAGGACAUAUUUAAUUAAGAUUGGCCCGCAGCGGCAUCAAACCGGAACUAUAUGUAUCAAAAAAUUCGAGGAAGCAAAUAAUGUAUUAGAUAGUUUUGAAAAAUGGUUUUGUAGCAUUAAAGAUAAAGUUGAGAGAUUGAGUCAAUCUGAAUUAAUCUCUAUUAAUAAAUAUAGUGACCAUAUUAAGAAAUUAUACAAAGAGAUAAAAUUAUUGUGUAAUAUUACCGUAGAAAACAAGAACAUGGAAGACUUUAACUUGAAAACAGCUGUUUCCUUAUUGCCAAUUAUGGAUGACAGAGAAAAUACUACUAAAAAUCUCAUUUCGUCUAUCGAAAUGUAUAGCUCAUUAUUAGAUGAAAAAUCAAGGGUAAUGCUCAUUAAUUUUGUGCUAAAAACGAGAUUAUCGGAGGGUGCUAGGCUCAGGCUAAACCAGAAGUAUGACUCAGUUGAGCAUUUAAUUAAAGACAUGAGGGAUCAUCUACUAACUAAAAAGUCUUUUACAGCAUUACAACAUCAAUUGUUAAGGUGUACUCAAAAUCAGCGGGACAUCGAAGACUAUGGUAAGCAAAUUGAACAAUUAUUUGUUGAAUUAACCAUCUCGCAGGCUGACGGUGAUACAAAAAAAUAUGAAAUUUUAAAGCCGAUCAACGAGAAAAUGGCAAUUAAGCAAUUUACCACCGGUUUGCGAAAUGGUAACCUUAGCACAAUUAUUUCGGCUAGAAAUUAUGAAAACUUAAAAGACGCAAUUAGGGGAGCAAAAGACGAACAGACAUCCAUGACUCCAGUUGAUAAUAUAAUGAAUAUAACAAACAGGCAAGACAACAAUUCGUUUUACUCAACACGCGGACGAUUUUUUCAGGGACGCGGACGAGCUAACUUUAAUAACAGCAAAGGUACGCGGUGGCAGAGCACCAGCGGUGAUCGUGGUCACCCUAACCGUGAGACAUCGCGAGGUACCUACCAAUAUCGCGUCAGAGGUAACAGGAGGUUGCAAGGUCAGUACUUUUAUUCUAAUCGCGGCCGUAGUAAUCAGUACCAGAACUCUCGAGUAAAUUACAUGAGUGGGGAAUCGCAGGAAAUCACCGAAACCCAAGGCGAAAACGAAAAUGCUGAACCGUCUCAGUUUUUUCGUGAACAAUGA
Diatraea saccharalis (sugarcane borer) is the source of this 1185-nucleotide messenger RNA. The record is from the annotation of a GenBank genome assembly. NCBI's taxonomy places the organism in Eukaryota, Metazoa, Arthropoda, Insecta, Lepidoptera, Crambidae.